Molecule: messenger RNA, 4251 nt
Organism: Truncatella angustata
Lineage: Eukaryota; Fungi; Ascomycota; Sordariomycetes; Amphisphaeriales; Sporocadaceae
Product: transcription elongation factor spt-6
Exons: 4
Coding region: 1-4251 (1416 amino acids)
Biological process (GO): transcription elongation by RNA polymerase II; mRNA transcription by RNA polymerase II; nucleosome organization
Cellular component (GO): transcription elongation factor complex
Molecular function (GO): histone binding; DNA binding; nucleosome binding
Source: RefSeq, a predicted model, not a curated record
AUGUCUAAUGCGAUGAGAGACUUGGUCAUGGGCGAAGCCGAUGAGGCCAGCUCCGAUGACGAGUCAUACGACGAGGAGACUGGUGAAGCUCGCCAGCGGCAGCGCAAACAAAAUGGCGACGGCGAUGAUUCUAGCGAGGAAGAGGAUGACGACGACGAUGAGGAAGAGGCCGCAAAGAUCCGCGAGGGCUUCAUUGUCGAUGAGGAUGAGGAAGAAGAGGAUGCCAUAGAUUCAGACGAGGAGCGAAAGCGUCGAAAGCGCAAGCGACGACAAGAACGAGAAGAGGAAGCCCAGCUCGACGAGGAGGAUCUUGACCUGAUCGGUGAGACGAUAGGCGAGGCCCAGCCGCCAGAGAAGAAGAAAAUGAAGCGUCUGCGGAUAGGCCAUCGUGAGUCAGACGACCGAAGGACCGAAAGACGCGGGCUUGACGACAUGUUCUCCGACGAAGAUGAGGUCGACGAUCGAGCUUACGCGCGUCCUACGCGACCGGGCCGCCUAGAUGAUGAGAUGGACGACUUCAUCGAGGACGAUGACCCCGUGAACGAAGAAGAACGUUUCCGCCAGAUCGAGGAUGCCGAAGUCGCCAGGCCCCGAGACCGGGGUCUAGCCGGAACUCUUCUCGACACCAGUGGCCUCGACCAGGAAGUCCUUGAGGAUAUGGAAGCAAUUUUCGGUAACGGCGAAGACUACGACUGGGCCCUCCAAUUAGAAGAGGAGGAGGAGGAACGCCGAUAUGAAGACCAGAACCUUGAACUCAAGGAUGUCUUUGAGCCUUCGCAACUGCAAGAGAAGCUGCUCACCGAAGAAGAUAACGUCAUUAGGAACACUGAUGAGCCUGAGCGUUUCCAGCUGGAUCGCAAGCCUUUCAAGUCUCUUAACAUCACCAACGAUCAAUUCAAGGAGGAGGCCAAGUGGAUCACAAAUCUUAUUUGGCCCAAGAAGGGACUAUCUGGGAGACUCCUCGAACCCUUUCAAAAAGCUAUCGGUAAAGUACUCGAAUACUUUGUCGUUGAUCAGCUUGAAGUCCCCUACGUCUUUCAGCACCGCAAAGAUUACCUCAUUCACGCCGAGAAGAAAGAGAACCCCGAGCACAGAAACGACCCAGAUGCUCCCGAGACCAUUGUGAGCGCCGAAAAACUACUUACACAAGACGAUCUCUGGAGGGUACUGGAGCUGGAUAUUAAGUUCCGUGCCUUUAUCGAGAGGCGGAAUGCGCUAGAAAGAACAUUCGACAAUUUGCGAGAGAAAACCGGGGUUCAAGAUGAGAGUUUGGAGGAGCUGAUCCCUGUUGCUGAGAGCAUGGAGGAGCUACAGGACUUACAAGACUACGUCAACUUCCAGUACUCUGCACAACUCAAGGAUCUUGCGGCCAUGGAUGGAAUUGCGAAGGAAACCAAGCGCCCCGGCACCAAGUCGUCUGCUUGGGAGCGGAUCCGGAACAGCAACGUUUACAGGUUCGUCAAGGCAUAUGGUAUCACACCCGACCGUCUGGCCCAGAAUCUUCAGCGGGAUGGCAAGAGAUCUCUCGUAGACGAUGACGAUAAAUCACCCGAGGAUCUGGCUGACUCAUUGACUGACUCUGACGCUCUAACAUCCGAGGCCGUCAUCUCCCAAGCACGUUCAAUGUAUGCUGAGGAGCUCUUCGCAAACCCCAGAAUGCGAAAACACUUUCGGGUUCAUUUCUUCAUGAAUGGCGAGAUCAGUUGUCGGCGAACGGACAAGGGUCUUCGACGUAUCGAUGAGGCACAUCCAUUCUACGAGAUCAAAUAUAUCAUCAACCAAACCAUUCCUGACCUCGCACGUCGGCCUGAACUGUUCCUCAAGAUGAUGAAAGCUGAAGAGGAAGGUUUAGUCGAGGUCAGAUUACGCCUGUCGAAUGAACGUCCAUUUCGCCAGCAGCUGGAUGCCGAGUUCAAGUCCGACAAUUACAGCUCAGCUGCUGAUGCCUGGAACGAACAACGCCGGAAGGUGCUCGAUAACGCAUUCUUCAAGCUUGAAAAGAUCAUCUCCAAGAGCGUCAAAGAGACAUUGAGGACAGCUUGCCAAGAAGAGCUGUUGAAGAUCUGCCGCGAGGAGUAUUCAAAGAGGCUAGAUCAAGCACCAUACAAACCCAAGGGCAUGGUUCUAGGAACGACCCCUCGCGUCCUUGCCCUUUCCAACGGCAUGGGUGAUGUGCAAAGAGAUCCCGUCUUUUGGGCAUGGGUAGAGGAAGAUGGUCGCGUCAUUGAGCAGGGCCGCUUCGAGAACCUGGCACGUAACGAUGCGCAGAGAGAUGCUUUCGUUGAAGUUGUUGAACGCAGGAAACCCGAUGUCAUCGCUAUCAGCGGUUUCUCCGCCGACAGCCAAAAGCUCGUACGGGAUGUUGAGGGCCUUGUCAGCGAAAAGCGCCUCAUGGGACCUGACUUUGAGGAUCCGGACACCGGUGACUACCGCAGUGAUUUACUCGACGUAUUUGUGGUCAACGAUGAGGUGGCCAGACUAUACAAGGAUAGUCCACGAGCCAUUGCAGAGCACCCGGGCUUGCAUUCCGUCACACGUUACUGCGUAGGCCUUGCCAGGUAUCUUCAGAACCCGAUGAAGGAGUACGCUACGCUGGGCAAAGACAUUGCGUCCCUCCUAUUCCACCCUUGUCAGAGCUUACUGCCUCAAGACAAAUUACUCAAGUACCUCGAAACAUCAAUGGUUGACAUGGUCAAUCUCUGCGGUGUGGACAUCAAUGAGGCCGUCAGCGAUCCCUACGUGGCCAACUUGCUUCCCUACGUUGCUGGUCUCGGCCCUCGUAAAGCUACCGCGGUGAUCAAGGCAAUCAACGUCAAUGGAGGAGCCGUCAAUUCCAGGGACGAACUCGUCGGAGAUCCUGAUAAUAACAAACUCCCCGUGGUUGGCCCACUCGUCUGGAUGAACUGCGCCAGCUUUUUGUUCUUAGAGUACGAUCCGGCAAAUCCAGCUUCAGAGCCUCUCGAUAACACUCGUGUUCAUCCGGAAGACUACGAGCUCGGUCGAAAGAUGGCUGCUGAUGCCCUCGAACUUGACGAGGAGGAUGUCCAGGCCGAAACCGUCGAGAAUGGGCAGGGCGCCAUCGUUCGAAAGCUGUUCAAAGAAGACGAACAGGACAAAGUCAACGAGCUUAUUCUGGAAGAGUACGCUGAGCAGCUGGAGACUAAUUACGCUCAAAGGAAGCGGGCAACCCUGGAGACGAUCCGUGCAGAAUUGCAAGCUCCUUACGAAGAGCUCCGACGAGCUCUGGUUGCGCUGGCCAGCGAUCGGAUAUUUACCAUGUUCACCGGAGAAACUGAGGAUUCCCUAUAUGAGGGCAUGGUCUUGCCAGUCAACGUGCGUGUGGUAAAGGAUGACUUCGCCAUCGUGAAACUUGAUUGCGGCAUCGAAGGUCGCGUUGACGCACACGAGGUCAGCCAUAGAGCCAACGUCUCUAUCAAGGAGAUAAUUCGUCCCGGUCAAAUCGCGCAGGCCAAGAUACUUGAGCUGAACCGAAAAGACUUCCUCGCCAAGGUAUCCGUACGCGAGGAUGCUGUCAGACGGCCACUUAACAAGCAUCAUGACCACGACCCACGCAUGUGGGACUUCAAGGGCGAGGCCAAUGACAAGGAAGAGCUCCGGGAGAAAGACAAGGUCACUGGUCGGGUGCAGAGAGUCAUAAAACACCCCAUGUUUAAGCCUUUCAGCUCAAUCGAAGCUGAACAGUAUCUUGGAUCUCAGGCUGUUGGCGACUUGAUCAUAAGGCCGUCCUCCAAGGGUAAUGAUCAUCUGACAAUCACAUGGAAGGUUGCAGAUGGUGUCUUCAAGCACAUCGAUGUCCUUGAGCUGCAGAAGGAGAGCGAAUUUUCCGUCGGCAAGAUUCUCCGCGUUGAGAACAAGUACAACUACACCGAUCUUGACGAGUUGAUCGUGGAACACGUCAAAGCAACGGCUCGCAAGGUGGACCAACUCACUGGGCAUGACAAAUUCCGUAAGGGCAGUAUGUCCGAAAUUGAGAAAUGGCUCACAGCCUAUACAGACGCCAACCCAAAGGCUGCUGUAUACACCUUCUGUAUCGAUACGAAGCACCCUGGAUUCUUCUGGCUGACAUUUAAGACCAACAAGCAAUCUAAGAUAUUUAAGUGGUCGGUCAAGGUUUUGCCAAACGCUUACGAGAUGCUUGGAAAUCAAUAUCCAGACAUGAGGGCGCUGACCAACGGCUUUAAACUACGAUACCAGAGCGAGCUCAACAAGUCAGGAGCUGGAAGAAGGUAG